This is a messenger RNA of Mytilus trossulus (common blue mussel), 1609 nucleotides long. RefSeq lists its product as uncharacterized. The transcript has 2 exons. NCBI's taxonomy places the organism in Eukaryota, Metazoa, Mollusca, Bivalvia, Mytilida, Mytilidae. The record is from RefSeq and is a predicted model, not a curated record. Gene Ontology annotation, biological process: proton transmembrane transport. Bases 254 to 1609 code for a protein of 451 amino acids. Gene Ontology annotation, molecular function: proton channel activity. Gene Ontology annotation, cellular component: membrane.
UAUCGAUAAGGAUGACUGAAGAUCAAACUACAAACAAAAAUUCCCAUGAAUCACAAUAAAACAGGCGAAGAAUACUCAUCGCUUAACGUACUUCCCUACAGUAAUAUUCAUACAGAUUAUACAGAGCUAGGUUGAAUAAAGUCGACACGAAAGGGGGAAAUGAUUUGAAAUAUUGACACCGUUCAAUGGUCAUCUCGAAACUAAAUAAUCGUUUAAUAAGAUAAACUUCCAUAUUACGACGACAGCAUCAAACAUGAGACAAAAAUUGAAGAAAAUCCUGCAUGCUGCAUUUAUAAUGCCAUGGACAACUGGUUUAAUUAAAGAAUAUCGUAACGGUGGUUUUUCAAAACAUGACGGCAGCAUUGCUGGAGUAGUUAUUUUGACAACAAUAAUCAUCAUGAUAUUCGAACUUAUGGUUUUCUUCCCUAAAACGACUUCUCGAAUAGUCAUGACUGUUUUGUUGAUCAUCGCAAUAUUCACAUUGAUAUCCAUGAGCCUUUCAGCUUGUAAGAAUACACACUGGACAGUACCAAGAAUGUCAAAAGGCAGUCACAGUUUGAAAUUGAAAUUCCUUUGGCUAUUUUGUGUAGCCAAUAUUACCUUUGAAGUAGUGAAAUUUGCAAUUUAUAGCAAAUGUGACCAACUUCCAGAUGUUCUACUGUUUUAUAUUUCAACUUGGAUAUUUCAAAUUUUGCAAACAUUCUUCCUUCAUUACUUUUCCAAAUUCACAUUCAAUAAUAUACUGUGCCUCUAUUAUGGAUUUCUUGUUCUGGUUGUUACAAAUUUUUCACUGUGGACACAUCGAACUAUGUUUACAUAUUAUGAAGCCAAAUCAUUUUUAAACAUCAGUGACAUCAGUGGAAAUGUAUGUAAUGAUACAAAAUCUUUUGUUCCGAUGGAGAAGUUUAAACCAUUUUUAGAUCCAGUGUCUUUAGAGUAUUGUCUUUUGUGUGUAAUACUUCUAUCUGAGAUGUGGCCGAGAGCAAAGUAUCCCGAACAUCAAAGUCGACAACUACAAGAGUCCUCUUCAAAGGAAGAAACAGAAGAACAUCAGUGGUUAUUGCGUUGCAAUAGCAAUGUUCCGACUAGAACAGUUUGGAAUAGAAAAUCAAUUAUAGUUUUGUUUAUUGGUGUCUUGUAUAUGAUUGUAUUUCUUGUUAUACAGACAUUAUUUCUUAACAUUGAUCAACUGAGAAAAAAUUACUUGCACGUAGCGUUCGUAUUUUAUGUUUGUGGAAAUUUCAUUCGGAUACCGCUUACCAUAAAGUGUUUUUACGCAUUUUCUGCACAACUCCGUCCUAAAUCAAAUGUUCAAACGGUCACGGAUAUGAAACAUGUAAUUAUCGUAGUUAGUUCAAUGGCUACAUGUGGAUAUAUUAUAGCAGAAUGUGUAGAGAAUCUACGCCACGGUGAAGUGAAAAUCAUACUUAAUGCCAUUUUCCGUUAUGCAAACGUCCUUUAUUUUGCAAAUGAAACAGUACAAACGAGUAGACAGAACAAACACUAUAACGUCUAUACAAAAUACAUUUUUAUUCAUGUGCUGCAUAAACUUCAGUUUUUGGUUUUCAUACACCUUUAUAUCACCGCAGUAUACUGUCAGAUUGCAUAG